This is a messenger RNA of Indicator indicator, 855 nucleotides long. It is a transcript of the gene HUS1, whose product is annotated as HUS1 checkpoint clamp component. Bases 1 to 855 code for a protein of 284 amino acids. The record is from RefSeq and is a predicted model, not a curated record. The transcript has 8 exons. NCBI's taxonomy places the organism in Eukaryota, Metazoa, Chordata, Aves, Piciformes, Indicatoridae. Gene Ontology annotation, biological process: mitotic intra-S DNA damage checkpoint signaling; meiotic DNA integrity checkpoint signaling; double-strand break repair via homologous recombination. Gene Ontology annotation, cellular component: checkpoint clamp complex; site of double-strand break; nucleolus.
AUGCGCUUUCGGGCUAAGAUCGUGGAUCUCGCCUGCCUCAACCACUUCAGCCGUGUAAUUAACACAAUCGCCAAGUUAGCCAAGACCUGCACUCUGCGCCUCACUGUCAGCAAGCUGUAUUUCAUCCUCUCCGAUAAAGUAGCAAAUGGAGGUGUCAGUAUGUGGUGUGAGCUGUGCCAGGGGAAUUUCUUCGACGAAUAUCAGAUGGAAGGAGCAGCUACAGAGCACAAUGAAAUCUAUUUAGAGUUGGUGCCUGAAAACCUUUCAAGAGCGUUAAAAACUGCCCAGAGUGCUAAGGCAGUGAAGAUGAAGUUGACGAACAAACACUACCCCUGUCUCAGAGUUGCUGUGGAGCUACCAUCCUUAUCGAGCAGCAGUAGGAUUGUGACACAUGACAUUCCUGUGGGGGUUAUUCCCAGAAGACUAUGGAACGACUUCAGAGAGCCCAGUGUGCCAGACUUUGAUGUCAGUAUUUACCUACCAGUGCUGAAAACAAUGAAGAGUGUUGUGGAGAGAAUGAAGAAUCUCAGCAAUUCCAUUGUGAUUGAGGCAAACUUGAGUGGAGAAAUGAAUUUGAAAAUAGAAACUGAUUUAGUGUCUGUAACAACACAUUUUAAAGACUUGGGAAAUCCUCCCUGGGCAUCAGAGGAUGGGUGUCCAAGUUCUGCUCCAGACAGAGAUUUGGAAAGUAUGGCUGAGGCACGCAUAGAUAUCAGGAAGCUGCAGCAGCUGCUUGCUGGACAGCAGGUCAACCCCACAAAAGCACUGUGCAAUAUUGUAAGUAAAAGAAUCGUCCACUUCAUCUUGCUCCAUGAGGAUGUUUCACUUCAGUAUUUUAUUCCAGCACUUGCCUGA